Xyrauchen texanus (razorback sucker) is the source of this 2112-nucleotide messenger RNA. RefSeq names its product pyrroline-5-carboxylate reductase 1, mitochondrial-like. Lineage: Eukaryota; Metazoa; Chordata; Actinopteri; Cypriniformes; Catostomidae. Bases 112 to 1071 code for a protein of 319 amino acids. The record is from RefSeq and is a predicted model, not a curated record. Gene Ontology annotation, biological process: L-proline biosynthetic process. Gene Ontology annotation, molecular function: pyrroline-5-carboxylate reductase activity. The transcript is spliced from 8 exons.
CGCUGUCCCAGUGUACACGGUGAGGAGAAGCCACGUUGACACCGUCUAACAGAAAUCAGAACUGAAGCUUCAAAACAUUGUGAAUCCCUCCGAAGGUGUGACAUCAUCAAGAUGAGUGUUGGCUUUAUCGGAGCGGGUCAGCUGGCACACGCCCUGGUCAAGGGCUUCACAGCAGCGGGUGUAAUCGCAGCAAACCGAAUCACAGCGAGUUCACCUGACACAGAUCUGCCCACAGUCUCCGGUCUGAGGAAAAUGGGCGUCAAUUUUACAACAAGCAACAAGGAAGCUGCACAUAAAAGCGAUGUUCUGUUCCUGGCGGUGAAACCGCACAUCAUCCCGUUUGUUCUGGAUGAAAUCGGUCCAGAUAUUGAAGAUCGUCACCUCAUCGUCUCCUGUGCGGCUGGAGUCACGAUCAGCUCUAUUGAGAAGAAACUGCUUCAGUAUCGUACGUCUCCUAAAGUGAUGCGUUGUAUGACGAACACGCCGGUGGUGGUGCGCGAGGGUGCGACAGUUUACGCCACAGGUACGCAUGCUGACGUGGAGGAUGGGAAACUGCUGGAGCAGCUGAUGGCGAGCGUGGGGUUCUGUACGGAGGUGGAGGAAGAUCUGAUCGACGCCGUGACGGGACUCAGCGGUAGCGGACCUGCUUAUGCGUUUACGGCACUCGAUGCUCUCGCUGAUGGAGGGGUGAAGAUGGGGUUGCCACGGAGACUGGCGGUGAGACUGGGAGCUCAGGCCUUACUGGGUGCGGCUAAAAUGCUCCUGGACUCCGAGCAGCACCCCGGUCAACUGAAAGACAACGUCUGCUCACCAGGUGGUGCUACCAUCCACGCGCUGCACUUCCUAGAGAGUGGCGGAUUCCGCAGCUUGCUCAUAAACGCUGUGGAGGCGUCCUGCAUCAGGACACGGGAGCUGCAGUGUCUGGCUGAUCAGGAGAAGAUUUCUCUGGCUGCGAUUAAGAAAACCACGCUGGAUAAAGUGAUGCAGCAGCCGGGCAUCACUGCAACAUCAGUGGGCACCAAGAGCAGAGGGAACCUAUUGAACAACCGGACCGGAGUCAAGAAAAACUGAACACUCUUAAAUAUUCACUUACUUACACAGGAAAGGCAAGAUUACCCAGCAUUAGCUGGCAGUGCUGUCCAUCCACAUGUGUACAAACACACACACACACACACACACACACACACACAAACUGACAGACAUUAAAUGAAGUGCUUUAUGUGUCUAUGUGCUGCCAAAUAGAGCACCCCCUCUGGACAGGUACAAUAUUACACUAGUUGUUUAAAGGCACAGUUCACCCAAAAAUUUAAAUUCUGUCAUUUAAUAAAUAACCCUCAUGUUGUUCCAAACCCCCAUGAAUUUCUAUCUUCCUUUUAGUUUUUGGCAGAAUGAUGGCCUCAGUCACCAUUCACCUUCACUGUACCUUUUUCCAUACAAAGAGAAUGGAGACUCAACAUACUGCCUAAUAUCUCCUUUGGUGUUCUGUAUAAGAUAGAAAGUCAAAUGGGUUGUGUCAACAUGAGCGUGAAUAAAUGAUGACUGAAUUUCUGAAGUUUUCCUUUAAGCAGACACACACAGCAUUAUUUAUGUUUUGUUAAUACUUUCAUGUUUCUACUGAAGUCUCUGGAAGUAAAAGUAGUAAAGAAGUCAAAUGUAAUGGAUAAGUGUUAUUACGAGUUGUUUAUUAACACACACCCCUUCAAAACUUCUUAGGAAUCAGCGCUCCUAUGAGCUGUUACAGGAAGUGAUGUCACUCAAAUGUGUUUUUUGCUCUCCAACAUCAACAGAAAUGGUGCUUAAAGAUAAGAAAGAAGACAGAGAAAAUAUAUGGCUCUUUUUUGCUUGCUAAUUUAAUUUAGCACUCUUCUGUGUUCCUGAUGAGGGAGAGUUUUGUUGUUUGUUCCAGGAGUAUAAUUAAAGCAAGAGGGAACUAUGAAUAAUUAAUGUUUCUUUAAGCAAAUUAACCGAAGGCUUUUCUCUGAAAUCCAUUACUCAAGUGAACAGGUGAACAAAUGCCGCAUCAUGACGUGCUUCAUUGCGCAAGUAUUUUUAGCAAGUAGUUGCUUCUUCCUUGUGCCUUACAGUAAAAUGUUUCUCCAUGAGAUUGCACAA